Molecule: messenger RNA, 507 nt
Organism: Helobdella robusta
Lineage: Eukaryota; Metazoa; Annelida; Clitellata; Rhynchobdellida; Glossiphoniidae
Exons: 4
Coding region: 1-507 (168 amino acids)
Source: RefSeq, a predicted model, not a curated record
AUGGAGAAGAGAGAAAAAAGGAAGAAAAAUGUUGUUAUCUACGGAGUACCAGAAUCAUCUGCUUCAAAUGUGACAUAUAAAAAAGCACAUGCCGAGAUCAAAAUUCAGCACAGAACAAUAACAUUGUUUAAUGACGCUUCCCUAAGAGGGGGUUGGCUAAAGUUUUGUGACAUGCUGAUUUUUAGGGGCUUAUCGUUGAAUAUCACAUCGAAUGCCGAACUCAUGUCGAGCAGAGCAAGGAGUGAAACCGUUCGCGCUAUUUCCGUGACGUUCGACAGUGCUCAAACGUUGUGCCGAGUCACGUGCUAUUCACCGCAUCACAUAUUCGAAGUACAUGAUAAGCUAGGGAAUGUGGCAAAGCAUGCAUUCGAACCCAGAGUCCACGCUCGUAACCAGCACGCCACACUCGCAGCUCAAAUCAAAUUAGUCGUGCCUUGCAUUCACCAAAGAAGUACCUUAGAAUUUUGGUCCAUUGGCCUGAGCAAGUCAGUCAAGCGGGACGUGUAA